AUGGCUAGUAACAGAAAAGGGGUCGGACUGUCGGCCUUCUCGCGCAACGCCCUUACUUCAGACCAUUAUGCCUCUCAUGGUGCUGCCCUACGAUCUGCCCACGCCGACUCCCUAGCAAAUCAACUCUCAGUCUUCCAAGCUGCUCUCCAUUCCUUCUCUCUCACUCAUGGAGCGGAAAUUCGUUCAAAUCCAACCUUCAGAGCCGAGUUUGCUCGCAUGUGUAAUGCAAUCGGAGUCGAUCCGCUCGCCAGCUCAAAUCACAAGACUUCCAAAGGCGGCAAGAACGAAGGCGGAAGCUUCUGGUCGCAGAUGCUUGGAGGCAGUGUUAACGACUUUUACUUUGAACUUGCUGUCCGCGUCGUCGAGGUCUGUCGCGAAACUCGAGCGGAGAAUGGCGGCAUGAUCGAAGUACUUCAAGUGCGAAAACGAGUUGAAAAAGGGCGAGGCAUUGGUGGAGGACUUCAAGUAUCCGAUGAUGACAUUCUUCGCGCUGUCAAGUCACUAGAACCCCUUGGUUCUGGUUUCACUGUGAUGAAGAUCGGCUCAAAGCAGAUGAUUCGGUCUGUCCCAAAGGAACUCAAUACUGACCAGUCGACCGUCCUCGAGGCCAUACAAGUGCUUGGAUACGUAACUGUUUCCAUGCUUCAACUGAAUUUAGGUUGGGAACGCGCACGAGCCGUCGCCGUCAUUGAUGAUCUUGUUGCCGAUUCCCUGGUCUGGGUAGACGCUCAAGCAGAAGAGAAAGAGUAUUGGAGUCCAGCUCUCAUGCAUGAGAUCGGUGGCGACUGA
Aureobasidium subglaciale EXF-2481 is the source of this 789-nucleotide messenger RNA. RefSeq lists its product as uncharacterized. Gene Ontology annotation, cellular component: ESCRT II complex. Gene Ontology annotation, biological process: protein transport to vacuole involved in ubiquitin-dependent protein catabolic process via the multivesicular body sorting pathway. The record is from RefSeq and is a predicted model, not a curated record. The transcript is spliced from 2 exons. Bases 1 to 789 code for a protein of 262 amino acids. NCBI's taxonomy places the organism in Eukaryota, Fungi, Ascomycota, Dothideomycetes, Dothideales, Saccotheciaceae.